This is a messenger RNA of Mizuhopecten yessoensis (Yesso scallop), 414 nucleotides long. RefSeq lists its product as uncharacterized. The annotation marks the transcript as partial. The transcript is spliced from 3 exons. Lineage: Eukaryota; Metazoa; Mollusca; Bivalvia; Pectinida; Pectinidae. The record is from RefSeq and is a predicted model, not a curated record.
GUUUGUUCCGCCAUGCUGAUUAUCGGCGGAAUCGUUAUCACUCAGAGCAGAUUCGUAACCGAUUCCCGGUUGCUGCCAAUUUUUGAGAAUAUGCGUUUUAACAACUACUACCUUCCGGGUAUCGUACUUGGUCUCGGUAUAACAAUGAUUGUGAUUGGCUGUUUAAAUGGUAUACCGUGUGGACUCGGGUGCAACAUGCUGUGUUUCAAAUCGGCCACACAAUCGACAUUGAGUCUAACCUGGCAGGUUGUUAUGGUUAUAUUGCUUACUAUUGGACUUACCUUCUGGAUUUACCUGCUGCGAGUGGUUUACGAAGGCAUGUAUUUACAACUGUACUGGGAGUUUUUUGCUUACGGUGGGACUUCAUACGAUCAGAUGUAUUAUACCAGAGCCUGGAAUUCCCUGUUCGUCACG